GACAAUGCCAUGCUGUGUCUGUAGACGUAAGCAUGUGGGGAUGAUACAGUGGCAAUCAGCGUGAACCCGGGAAUUCCUGGACCUUAAGCGUUGCACACACAACUGAUGUUCUGCAUGUCUGAGGAGAUGAGAGAGCCGGAUCAAGCCAAAGUGAGCUGGUGUGUGCGUUUCAGGACAGAAUGAGUGCAGCAGACGAGACAUGGAUGCAGUGAGGGGACAGGGGCAGUGGAGCCACCUCCCUGGGACAGGCGCUGACGAGGUGUAAGGGGUGCUCUGGGUCCUCACCAUGAGAGUGGUCCUGCUGGCCCUCAGACUCAUGUGCAUGGCCGAACUGUGGCCUGUGACGCAGCUCAACACCAGCCACUUCAAGAGGAGGCACAAGGAGCACUACCUGGGAGACACCGUCAAGCAGAAGCAUGCUGGACGAAUGGAUCCUAAGAUGAAAAAACUCGACAGCACCAAGUCAAUGCUAAUUAAGUCUGAGCAGCUGCUUCGAAUAGAGGACCAUGACUUUGCAAUGCGACCAGGAUUUGGAGGUGGAGCCCUCCCUGUGGGUAUCGAUGUUCAGGUGGAGAGCAUUGACAGUAUAUCUGAAGUCAACAUGGACUUCACCAUGACGUUGUACCUGAGGCAUUACUGGCAGGACAUCCGCCUGGCCUUCCCCUCCAGCAGCAACAAGAGUCGGACUUUUGAUGCUCGUCUUGUGAAGAAGAUCUGGGUCCCUGAUGUGUUCUUUGUCCACUCCAAACGCUCCUUCAUCCAUGACACCACCAUGGAAAACAUCAUGCUGAGGGUGUAUCCAGACGGACAUAUCCUGUACAGUGUCAGGAUCACAGUGACUGCUUUGUGUUCAAUGGACUUCAGUAGUUUCCCACUGGACACACAGAACUGCUCAUUGGAGCUGGAAAGUUAUGCGUACAAUGAGAAUGACCUCAUGCUCUACUGGAAGAACGGGAAUGACUCCUUGAGGACAGAUGAAAUGGUACUUUCACAGUUUUUCAUUGAGGACUUCCAGCCUUCCUUCGGGCUCGCCUUCUACAGCAGCACUGGGUGGUACAAUCGACUCUAUAUAAACUUUAUUCUGAGGAGGCACAUUUUCUUCUUCAUGCUACAAACGUAUUUUCCCACAAUGCUCAUGGUCAUGCUGUCCUGGGUGUCCUUCUGGAUCGACCGGAGAGCUGUGCCGGCUCGGGUCUCUCUAGGCAUCACGACAGUCCUGACCAUGUCCACCAUCAUUACCGGGGUGUCCGCCUCGAUGCCACAGGUGUCUUACGUCAAAGCUGUGGACAUUUAUCUUUGGGCCAGCUUCCUGUUUGUGUUCCUGUCUGUCAUUGAGUACGCAGCAGUCAACUACUUCACAACAGUGGAAGAAAUGAAGAAGCUCAAAAGGGCAAAGGUGCCUGCUUCCUUCAACAAUGCACAGGCCAUGGCUUUUGAUGGAUGCUUCCACGACAAUGACAUAGACUUGAGCUCUUUCCCAGAGAGUACCCCAAACACAGAGAGGAACACUCGGGCACGUAACUCCACCGUGUCCUCCCCCACAGAGGACACACGGCUUCGCUGUAAGCCCCCUUUAAAACGCCACCUCAGCUUCAUCAUGAGCAACAGCUACAUGAUCGACUCCUACUCCAGAGUCAUCUUCCCCCUCACGUACCUGCUCUUCAACAUCAUCUACUGGAGCUUGUACUCAUAGGAUAGUCCUCUGGGGCCAGGAUUCCUGAAGUUUGGAAAACUAAACAACAAAUGUACAGAGUGGAUUGCACAGUAUGGACAGUUUAUCUGUGACAUUGUGCUUAUGUUCUUAUCAAAUAACUAUGGCGUUAGCAGAGUGAAUUUUAUAAGAUGAAGAAUGUAUUUCAUUUGUCUUCUACUGUAAAUAAUUACUGUGUACAACUUCUGUUAUAAAUCUACACUCAUAAAUAUAA
Molecule: messenger RNA, 1925 nt
Organism: Periophthalmus magnuspinnatus
Lineage: Eukaryota; Metazoa; Chordata; Actinopteri; Gobiiformes; Gobiidae
Gene: gabrr3a
Product: gamma-aminobutyric acid type A receptor subunit rho3a
Exons: 9
Coding region: 287-1693 (468 amino acids)
Biological process (GO): chemical synaptic transmission; nervous system process; monoatomic ion transmembrane transport
Cellular component (GO): synapse; neuron projection; GABA-A receptor complex
Molecular function (GO): GABA-A receptor activity; neurotransmitter receptor activity; extracellular ligand-gated monoatomic ion channel activity
Source: RefSeq, a predicted model, not a curated record